CUCGCCCAUUGCGAUGACGAUGACAAGCCUGAACCGGCCGCCAAACGCAGCGCAAAACCUUGGACCGAGGAGGAGGACCGCGCAAUCAUCAGGCUGAUCGCCAGAAUCGGUACGCAGUUCCCAGUCAUCGCGGAGGAGAUGCACAACAAACGGACAGCCGAUGCUGUGCGCAAUAGAUGGCACAAGCUGCAAGCCGCAGGCCUGGCGGAAAAAUCUUCGGGCUCUGAAAAGCCGGAGCCGCUGUUGCUACGCCAGAAGGAGCGGAGGGGCUGGACGGCGGCGGAGGAUGCAAUCAUCGAAGAGGGGGUUCGGAAGCAUGGCUUAAAGUGGCGCUGCAUCGCUGGCAUGCUCACAGGGCGGAGUGACUCUGCGAUCCGGAACCGAUAU
This is a messenger RNA of Emiliania huxleyi CCMP1516, 387 nucleotides long. RefSeq lists its product as hypothetical. NCBI's taxonomy places the organism in Eukaryota, Haptophyta, Isochrysidales, Noelaerhabdaceae. Gene Ontology annotation, cellular component: nucleus. Gene Ontology annotation, molecular function: RNA polymerase II cis-regulatory region sequence-specific DNA binding; DNA-binding transcription factor activity, RNA polymerase II-specific. The transcript has a single exon. Gene Ontology annotation, biological process: regulation of DNA-templated transcription. The annotation marks the transcript as partial. The record is from RefSeq and is a predicted model, not a curated record.